Molecule: messenger RNA, 2243 nt
Organism: Caenorhabditis auriculariae
Lineage: Eukaryota; Metazoa; Nematoda; Chromadorea; Rhabditida; Rhabditidae
Source: the annotation of a GenBank genome assembly
AUGCCUGCAAACACAACGACGCAAUCACAUGGAGGUGAGGUACGCCUUGAUUGCUUAUCUUAAUGAUGUUAAAAAAAGUUUUGCCUGCGUUUUAUCUCCACAGUACUUUUUUGUCUCACUAAACUGGCCAGUCAAACAAAAGCUGCUGGAGUUGAAGACUUGGUUGUGGUACGGUAUUAUACUUGAACUAUGCCAAAUAAAAAAACUUCAAUUCUGCUCUUGAAGGAUGAUACUUCUCAAGGAGCUAAACUUCCCCUGAAUUUCAUUCGUCGCUUCCACGCAGAGCACUAUUACAGUAAUAAGGAGGAAUGCAGUCAUUCGACAUGGCUGAAGAAAUAGUAAGUCGAUAAGAAAUUCUUUUCAAUUGAAAUCCAAUUUCAGCGAACCAAAAAAAAUAACUGAAUUGGUCGGAAGGCAAAUUAGCGGGCCCCGAAUUGCGAAGUUGCUGGGAAACUUCGAUUACUUUUCGAAGGUUGAUUUUCUAUAAAGUUCGUAUAAGGAAAACAAGGCGUUUCAGAGAGUUUUAGUGUUGAAAGGUCCAGAGGGCGCAGGAAAAGCAACUAUCUGCAGAACCAUUGCUAAUGGCUAUUUCAACGAUCCAGAAGAACAUAAGUUGGUUAUUUUAACGCUAUAACUUUAUUUUUGUUUUCUCAGGCAAAACGUUUGCGUCAUCUACGCUGCAAAAGAAAAUCGCGACAUCAUAGAUACAGUAAGACAAACUCAUACUGAUAAAUUAACGGAGUGAAUUGAGGUUCGCAAUUUCUGCGACAUGGACCAACCGAAGCCAGUAUAUGGAAGAAACAAAGUUUCUUGAAUGGUAUACGGAGAAAUGAGCCAUUUGUUCCAGCUUUUCAUCAUCCAUGACAUUGACCUGCUUUCGGCGAAUGACAUGGAGCUUCUGAUGACCACCAUCGACUGGCACGUGACUUACGAAAAUUGCGGCUUUGUCCUCACCUGUCAAACCACGAAACCUGUCGGCAAGAGCUUGCUCUCCACUUCGAUCAAGGUCAAUCUUGAUAAGUUCUCACGAGACGACGUUAUUGAACGGUAAUUCGAAAAGGUAUUAUGAUGCAAUGUGGAAAUAAACCUUCAGAUUGAAUCAGCUCGUGAGAAUUGAGAACAUAGAAGUUCCAAGUUUUCUGGCGACAAAGGUAGCCAACUCUUGUGCAGGUAACUUGGGCUCUGCAAUCAGUACCUUCCAGCAUAUGGUCGAGUUUCAUCUUGCCAAAACGGUAUUGCGUUGUAAAAGAAUACUUAGCAACAAAUCUUGCAGAAAAAGUUCGGCAGACCGAUCUCGGAUGCAGAAACAUACUUUUUUGUGGCGUAUACUUAUGAGCGACCGACUUUGGAGGAAGUCAGUCACCUCCAGAAAAAUUAAUAGAUACAAAGUUUUAUUCAGGUAAUGGCCAUAACUCGAGCUCAACAUCGGGAUAAAGCACGAGAAUUGAUAAGCUUUUUGUACAGUAAAGUUGGAGAAGACCCGAACCGACUCUUCACUCUGGUGAGGUUCAUAAAGAAUACCUCAUUUACUUUUUUUUGAAGUUUUUCGACGCCAUGAUGGUCAAGUGCGCCAAUGAAAGCGAUCAGCGAAAACUUCAACUUUCAAGUGCCUUUACAGUAAGAAACAUUAUGGAUCAAUCAACUUGGAAUGAUUUCAGAUAGCAGCUCGUGUGAUUAAUGCCAGCGCUACUAAACCACCUAUCCAGUGGCCCAAGGCACGACUUGUUCUCGAAUUUCUUGAAAUUGUAGAAGUUUAUAGUAAGUUUUCUUUUUGGAAUAUUUAUCCAGUUAAAAAAAUUGCGUUAGAAUUUCUAUCGUUUGACGUACCAGUGUCCGUUUUCCUGGCGCAGUUUCCUCAAAACAUUUUUUGAGAAAAAUUCAUAUUUGAACUCACAUGGUAGAAGAUUUUAAGAUUUUUUCUGCGGGACAAGGGCGGGCCUGAAUCGAAUAGUUUGUAUGUCAGAAUUUUCAUACGUUAAAGACAAAAAAGUAUUCAGAUUUCCAUAAAACUUUAGUCCAUCUUAAAAGCCUGCUCAUUCUUCUUAAUACUUCUUCAAAUAUGUAUGAUUUUGAUCAAAAACAAACCUUGGGAAGAGUUCGAUUUUGAUUGACAUGAUGAGGAUAAAGCGUGCGAUAAGUGGUUUCAUCAUUGAAUUUGACGGUUUGUUGUGUGUGUCUGAAAGCUUUUUUCAAUCUCUCCAUCAAUAUUUUCAGAUGAAACUGUGCCGAAUGCCGAUCACUGA